AUGGGUUUGACUAAUAACAAUGGACUACAACAUCCGAUGCACCACUCGGAAACUGCUCUUGGUGCAAACAACACGGGUAUGAACGAAUCACGCGGUGGAAGUAAACAGGGUGGGACCGAUGCAAGCCAGAGUGAUGCUGAUGGGCAAGAUGGCUCAGCUGCUAGACAUGGUAGUGGUGAUGGAAAAAAUGAAGGAAACUGA
Messenger RNA from Arabis nemorensis, 201 nucleotides. Lineage: Eukaryota; Viridiplantae; Streptophyta; Magnoliopsida; Brassicales; Brassicaceae. The record is from the annotation of a GenBank genome assembly.